Brassica napus (rape) is the source of this 4739-nucleotide messenger RNA. RefSeq names its product UPF0496 protein At3g57100-like. NCBI's taxonomy places the organism in Eukaryota, Viridiplantae, Streptophyta, Magnoliopsida, Brassicales, Brassicaceae. The record is from RefSeq and is a predicted model, not a curated record. The transcript has a single exon. The coding region runs from base 3377 to 4477 and encodes 366 amino acids.
CACCGAUUGCUAGAGAGAUCUCCUGAUCGCCCCCUUCUCCAUAUUAUUUAGCCUGAAAUUACAUUUACCUGCAUUUUUAGUUUGUUUGUGUAUAUAUAUAUAUAACUUUAUCAUACAAAAGCUCCAUGCUAUAAGAAGAAAUUAGAGAACGAGAUGAGAAUGAUUGCAUAAAAGUACCAUGGCUUAGAGUGAGUCUAACCGUCCAACCAGAAGCACGGCGGCCCAGCCGCCAUACAUGGACGACAAAUUUUUCUAAAGAUCAAUCGGCUGGUUAUUAUACUAUUGAGUUAAAGAUAUUUUCGUUUUUUUAUUUUUUAUUUAUUUAUAUUUAAUAAAAUAAAAAUUUAUAUUAAAAUAUUAGAUGCUUUUAGUUUGGUUUUCCAUAGUUUUUAGAACUCCACAAUUAAAUACUAAUAUUUAUCUAUACAUAUACAUAUUAAGAAACUUCGGAAGAGAAACCUCCAUUGAGGGUGCUCUAGAAAAGUAACGUUUUGUUUAUUAAAGAUAUUAAAAUUGUCUAAAAUUAUGUUUUUUUUUCUAUCUACAGUACAACUAACAAGUAUAAAAUAAUGGAAGUUCACUUUGGUUUAAAGUGAUGACUUCCUUACUCAAAAGUUUCAGUGGUUGUUACUUACAACCAAUAAAAAGUUAGUUUAAAUACCUUAACUAGAUUCUGACCCGUCCUGGUAUAUUUUUUGUUUUAACUUUAUUUUUUGUUUUAAUCUUUAAAAAAAGAAUAAUCUUCAUAUUUGUAUUUUUCUUUAUAAUCAUAUUUGUGUUUUUCUUUGUAAUCAUAUUUGUGUAUAAAUAUUAAUCAAAGUUUAUUUUAUAAAAUAAUUGCAAUUUAAAAGUUGAUUCGGCUUAUAUUUGGUUCUUUGUAAUCAUAUGUCUAUAUACCCAUUUUUAUAAUCAUAAAUCAUAUUAGUCUGUUUUAGAUCUUGACCCAAAUGUAUAAUGUUGGUUUGUAGUUUUUUUUUUUUAUGUUUCUAUAAAUAUGUAACAUUUUUCUGUAUUUUUUCUUAUAUGUUAAAAAAUAUAACUUAUAUACAGUUAUAUAACGUAGAGUUAUUCUAACAUAGUGGUUAGUGUAUAUUUAUAGAAAACGUAAGGUUAUAUAAUGUAUAUUAAGGUAGGGUUAGUUUUUUUUACUUGUUGAUAACUGUUCUAAUGGUAUUGUUUAAAUAGAAUAUAGUUAUUAUAUAAAGAGAAUAAUAAGAUGUUUCUUAAAUAAAGUGAAUAAUAGUUGGAUAUAAUAUGUAUCUAUAGGCUAUGAUUAUGUCAUAAUAUAAUAUAUGAUUUAAUUUUUUGUUUUAAGUUAAGCUAAUUUUUUGAAGAUUUGAGAUAAUUCAGACCCGCAAUAUGGUUUUGUUGAUUUAACCAUUUAUUAUUUUAACCUGAUUUUAUUUCAGUGGUUUAAUUUAAUAAAUCAACAGAAUAAUCCUGAAAAUUGUAAUCAUCAAUUAAAACUUAUAUUUAAAAAUAUCAUAUAUUUUAUUUUUAUUAUAUAAAUCAUGAUUGAAAUAAUAGUUAGUUAGUAAAUAUUUUGGUUCAAUCUAUUGAUGAAAAUUUUAAUGAAAUUUUUAAUAUGUUACAAAGUUUUAGUGAUUUAACCCAUAUUCAUGUACUACGUUGAAGUAAUGUUAAAGCUCAACAUUUUUUGGAUCUGUAUUGUAAUAAACUGAGUUUUUUUCCAAAUUUAUUCAAAUGGUAUAUGUUGAUCUUAAUUUUAAAGAUUAAUAGUCUCUACAAAAGUAUAUAAUCAAUACUAUUAAAUUUAUAUCAAAUGCAUGGUAAGUAUUAUAAAUAUACCUAUAUAAUCUGAUUAGAAACGUAUUGAAAUUGACAUUAGGAAUCUAAAUGUUUUGCUUUUAUAUUUUCUGAAUGUAAAAAUAUUUAGUGAAACAUGUUAAAGUGAUUGCACUUUUUAAAAUUCAUACUCAUUUAUGAAAUCCUCACACAAACAAUAUUAUCUUAUUCAAAAAGGGAUGUAUUGAUACAAUUACCAUUAUAUUGUGAGUAAUAUGAGGUACACUGUAAAAUAUUGCAUCAGUACUAUUAUAAAAUAAAGGAUAUGAAUGGUAUAUGAUAAAGGAUGAAAUGAUGUUUGACCAUAACAACAAAAUCGUGUGUGGUUGGUUAAAAAAAACAAAAUAGUGUGGGUCCCGAAAAAGUUGUAUAUUGGGUUAUUAACCGUAUAAUGGAAAGUGAUUAAUAAGUUACUAAAUGAACCCAACUUUUAUCAAUUGGUCAUGAUUGUGUUUUAAUAGUAUUGAUUCAUGUAUUACGUUGAAGUAAUGUUAAAGCUCAACAUUUUUUGGAUCUGUAUUGUAAUAAACUGAGGUUUUUUCCAAAUUUAUUCAAAUGGUAUAUGUUGAUCUUAAUUUUAAAUAUUAAUAGUCUCUACAAAAGUAUAUAAUCAAUACUAUUAAAUUUAUAUCAAAUGCAUGGUAAGUAUUAUAAAUAUACCUAUAUAAUCUGAUUAGAAACGUAUUGAAAUUGACAUUAGGAAUCUAAAUGUUUUGCUUUUAUAUUUUCUGAAGGUAAAAAUAUUUAGUGAAACAUGUUAAAGUGAUUGCACUUUUUAAAACUCAUUUAUGAAAUCCUCACACAAACCAUAUUAUCUUAUUCAAAAAGGGAAGUAUUGAUGCAAUUAACAUUAUACUGUGAGUAAUAUGAGGUACACUGUAAAGUAUUGCAUCAAUACUAUUAUGAAAUAAAGGAUAUGAAUAGUAUAUGAUAAAAGAUGAAAUGAUGUUUGACCAUAACAACAAAAUCGUGUGUGGUUCAUUAAAAAAACAAAAUAGUGUGGAUUCCGUAAAAGUUGUAUAGUGGGUUAUUAACCGUAUAAUAGAAAGUGAUUAAUAAAUUGUUAUUAACCGUAUAAUGGAAAGUGAUUAAUAAAUUACUAAAUGAACCCAACUUUUAUCAAUCGGUGAUGAUUUAUACCUAGGUUGAAACAAUUAUCAUAUUUCAGAUAUUAAAACAGUUAUGAUCUAUAUUCACUUUAAAAAUACGUACGACAAAGGAAAAAAAAUGGGAACGUUAAACGUUAUUAAAUAUUAACUUUGGCAAACAAAUUCGACAAAAGAAAACAAACAUCAAAUAUUACUAAAUGACCGUUUACAUUUGGCUAUAGUAAAAACAAAUUGAAAUACGCAUGAAAAAGGAAAAAAGAGAAAGUAACCGGUUGAAUUUUUACAGCUGUAUCUAGUAAAAAGGAAAAAAAGUGAAAAAUACGGAAAAGAAAAAUGGAAAUUUCACAAACCUAUAUAACACUAUAGGCGUGCGCAUAAAACUUUCUCUAAUCAUCUUCUUCUUCUCCUAUUUCUUUUGUGUUAUUUUGUCUAAACCCUAGAAGCGAUCUUUGUGUUCUGAGAUGAAAACUCUUGCGCCAUUUUCAAGUCACCGUCUCCGUCAACGAAUCUCCACCGUCUAUCCGGCGAUGACGUUCCUAUCACCACCUUCCUUAACCUCCUCUUCCUCUUCGAUGAUAAAGUCUCGGUCAGAAGAAAACUUGAGCAAGCUCAACGAAUGCAUGGAGAACAUGGACGAGGAUGUCUCGGAGAUGUUCAUGGAAUGUCAUCAAACGGAUUUCCGCCAAGAACCCGAGCUGCUUCGUCUCCUCAGCGACUACUUCACCACAAGCAAAUCCGUCAGCGAGCUCUGCGAGUCUCUGAGAAAGUGUCUGGAGAGAGCAGAACACGAGGAGUGCUUCAUGUUAGACGAGGCGUUGCGUGACUUCGAGGAGGAGAAAAGCGGUUGCAGCGGUUUGUUAGAAGCAAGUUUCAGAAAAACCUUCCGAGACCUGAGUAAGUUGAACGACUUGUGUACUAGUUGUAACUCCGACGACGGAGAUUGUGAUGGUGAUUUUCUCAGGAAGCUUCAGAUCUGUCAUCGAGAUUUAGCCGAGAUGAUCGUGAAGCUAGAGUCGACCAUGAAGGAGAUCGAGAGGAAGCUGAGACGCGUGCGUGGCAAAAGAGCGGUGGUCACGGCGGCGAUAAUCGCUCCGGUGAUUGCCCUAGUGACGGUGAGCAAAAUCGUCGCCGGAAUAUUCGGAUCCGUUCCGGUUGGGGAGGUGGCUACGUUCGCUGCUUCCAAGUGGAAGAAGUCGACGGCGACUCUGAAACGGGAAAAGACGGCGGUGACGUCGAUGGAGGGGGCGACGAUGGUGGCUCUCAAGGAAGUGGAGAGGAUCAGUAGACUGGUGAGUAGGUUGGAGGCGGUGGAGAGGUCUAUUAGAGCAACGGCGGAGUUCGCCGUUAAGAAACGGUCGCCGGUGGCUGUAGCUAUGGGAGAGAUGGAGAGGGAAAGGAAGAGGUUGAAGUCAACGCUCGUUGACUUAGAUAGAGAGACGGGAAGGUGCGAUGGGUUCGUGGUGUUUGGACGUACAUUGGCUAAGGGCAAGAUCUUUGAGUUUCUCUCUUGUGGCGAGAAAAGCUCCAACUCCAAUCCAACUAGUUUGUUUUUGUUUUCUUAGUACAUUGAUUUGUAUUCAAUCGGUAACAACUUUGUUCAAUUGUAAAUAUAUUUUUUUUUCGCAGAAACAUAAAUCUCAAUUUCAGAUUGAUGCUCAAGCUGUUCUAAACUCCUUUGGAUUUAUUCACCAACAAAGACACAUACUGAAUCAAACGAUCUACACAUUAGAAAGCAGAGGGUUGAUUCUUCAGAGAGAGCCUUUGCUUCUGGACUUGGUUUACUUGGAUGUGAGAUGUGAAGAGGGCAUCAACAUCCAGACAUUU